AUGACCGAAAGAGAACGUCCACUGCAUGAGCUGCUCUCCAACUCUCUGGUAGACAUCUACGUCGGACCUCAAAACACAAAAUGGUACGUCCUCCAGCAUCUCACGAAACGUGCACGUUGAAGCUGCAGCAGUCCAUCGCACUAACGCCCCGAUUCCCACGUGAACAGGACCCUGCACGAGAAACUCCUCUGCCACCGCUCCAAAUUCUUCCGCAGCGUCUUCUACUCCAAAAAUGGCGAGAAGAAGAACCACAUGUACGGACUCCCGGACGAGGAAGAUGAGCCUUUCAAGAUGUUUGUCGGAUGGCUCUAUUCCGAACGCGUCCCUCCCCCGAAGGAUGAGAAAGACCUCUCCCCUCUGCUGGACAUGUACCUCAUGGCGGAGAAAUGGGAGAUUCGGCGUCUCAUUGUGGAAGUCCUCGAUGCCGUACGACGCUUCUAUCACGAGACGGACAGCUGGCCGAGUCUGAGGCGGGUGCAGUAUAUCUACAGCAACACGGAAGCGGAAUCGCCGAUGCGACAGUUACUCGUCAACUGCGUGGCGCGCAUGCUGGUUCUGGGCCAGGGCGUGCCGCAACACUGGGAGAAUGCUUUGCGGAAGAACGGACAGCUGGCGGUGGACGUCAUCCUCUGCGUGCAGAAGUGGCACUUCGACGCGAGCCAGGUGCCCGAUGCGCGGCAGGCAGCGGUGGAGGGGUUCGCGGAGGAGGCGGAGCGGAAGGGCAUGAAGAUGGAAGACGACGAGAAGACGCAGGUGAUGGAGAAGAAGGCUGACGGCGAGGAGGAGGAAGAUUUCGAUCCGGACAACACGCUGGACUGGGAGGGCAAUUUCUCGUAUGUGCUGAGUGGGAGUCACGAGCCGAGUACGAGGAGUCAGAGCCAGGCUGGCGGCGCUUGA
This is a messenger RNA of Lecanosticta acicola, 897 nucleotides long. The record is from the annotation of a GenBank genome assembly. NCBI's taxonomy places the organism in Eukaryota, Fungi, Ascomycota, Dothideomycetes, Mycosphaerellales, Mycosphaerellaceae.